Messenger RNA from Chlorocebus sabaeus (green monkey), 661 nucleotides. RefSeq names its product pleckstrin homology domain-containing family B member 2. Gene Ontology annotation, cellular component: membrane. Gene Ontology annotation, biological process: regulation of cell differentiation. The record is from RefSeq and is a predicted model, not a curated record. NCBI's taxonomy places the organism in Eukaryota, Metazoa, Chordata, Mammalia, Primates, Cercopithecidae.
GAGGAUAAGGUCCCCAUGCAAGUGGAAUGCCUCAGCAUCCCCACCGGGCAGGAAUGUCGGGAUAGUCAGCCUCUGGAUGGAAAGUCAAAAGACUACUGCAUGCUGCAGAUUGUUAGGUGAGAUGGGAAAGCGAUUAGUCUUUGUGUAGAAAACACAGGUGAUUGCUUGGCCUGGAAAUUUAUACUCCAAGAUUCCAGGACAAACACAGCCUAUGUGGGCUCCACUGUCAUGACUCAUGAGACACCCGUGGUUUCCUCCCCUCCACCACACAUGACCUAUGCUGCUCCGGCCACUGAGGAAUAGGGCCGUGAGCCAUACAGUGGUGUGUGCCCGCCAGGAACUCAAACUGUCUAUGCUGCUAAUGGCCAGGCCUAUGCUGCGCCCUGCCAGGACUCCUGUGCAGGACUUGAUGAACAGCAGCCUGCUAACCAAGUCAUCAUUCAAGAGUGAUAUCCAGACAAUGACAGUGACCUGGCACUGGGCAUGUUGGUGGGAGUGGCUAUGGUCAUGGCCGUAGGGUCUCUGUUCUGGGUCUUCUAGAGGCUGUCAGAUCUUGAUGUGCAUAGCUUCUGAUAACCCUGUGUGCAGUAAUAUGAUUUACAGGGCAUUUCUGUUUGUGACAGGUGUUUUUAACAAUAAUUUUAAUCGUUCCUUUGAAAGU